AUGUCUGUAGAAUUCAUAGUCAGUGAUACGAAAUUGUUAAAAUCGAUAAAGGUCAAGUUAGAGAAUCAAGGCCUUUUCGUUAAACCCAUUUAUUCCGAUAAUAAUGCAAAAGUCAUUAAAUCUUCUAUCAGUGAUCCAAAUCAUCCAUUAGUAAUCGAAAUUGGCAAUGUAGCAGGUGUCGAAGCUCGGGUUUGUGGAGACGAUAACUUUGAACAUAACGCAGGGAAUUUAGGACACAGUAGCAACAUAAAUAGCAUGAUGGAAUUUACAAAAGGUUUCUUAAGAAAUCGCAUUAAGGAUGAUGAAGUUUUUUUAUCUUGUCUACUAGAUCAUCUACCCUUGAAAUACACCAUAUACCCGCCAAUGGUUCUGUUCAAUAAUUCUACUGUAAGGUCAUUCAAUCAUCCAGUCUGGCAAGAAGCAUUCCAAAAAGAAUAUGUUGAUUCAAAUGAGUUCUAUAGCAAGCUAUUAUGUUUCUUAUCGCCUAAAAAUCCUCACGAUAAUGCGGAUUCCCAUUUUAAAGAUCGAUUUUUGACCCACUUGGCUAUAAAUAAUCCUAUCAUUGAGACAGAUAUACUGCGGAGGCCAUUCAAUAUCCAACCGCUAUAUGGGGAACUAAUAGAUAAAGAUGCUCUUAAUGAUGAUGACGAUACACUAUGGGAAAAUCCUAGCCAAGAACAAUUGGGCUCAAGUAUAUGGUGUAAAGUUAUACAAAACGGUAUAACCCAAAUUUGGUCACCAGUUUUCACCAUGUUUAGUAGAGGGAAUAUCAAGGAAAAGAAAAGAAUUCUCGCCACUUUUCCGGAUAUUUCCAAUAACGAUGUGGUUGAUUUAUAUGCGGGUAUAGGUUAUUUCACUUUUAGUUACUUGACAAAGGGUGCCAGGGCCCUUUUUGCGUUUGAAUUGAACCCUUGGAGUGUAGAAGGGUUAAAGCGCGGAUUAAAGGCAAAUGGAUUCCACAAGAGUGGAAACUGUCAUGUUUAUCAAGAGUCUAAUGAAAUGUGUAUUCAAAGGAUAUCUGAAUUUCAAGCUCAGCAUCCAGAUUUUGAGUUACGUAUUAGACAUAUUAAUCUGGGUCUCUUGCCCUCUAGUAGACAAGGGUGGCCAUUAGCGCUUAAGUUGAUUCAUUUACAGGGAGCUUCCUCGACCACAGUGACGAUGCAUAUACAUGAAAAUGUACAUAUAAAUGCCAUUAGAGAUGGAAGCUUUGAAAGCAACACCAUAGCAGAGCUUGAAAGUUUUAAUGAAUCAAUUUCAUCGAAUGAAAACUCUGAUAUAAAACUCCACUUUGUAAAUUCUAAGCUUGAGCGGAUAAAGACUUUUGCACCAGAUGUUUGGCAUAUAUGCUUUGAUGUUGAUAUUCUGGUGAGUACAUAA
Saccharomyces eubayanus is the source of this 1377-nucleotide messenger RNA. It is a transcript of the gene TRM12, whose product is annotated as tRNA(Phe) (4-demethylwyosine(37)-C(7)) aminocarboxypropyltransferase. The coding region runs from base 1 to 1377 and encodes 458 amino acids. The record is from RefSeq and is a predicted model, not a curated record. Gene Ontology annotation, cellular component: cytoplasm. The transcript has a single exon. Gene Ontology annotation, biological process: wybutosine biosynthetic process; tRNA methylation. Gene Ontology annotation, molecular function: S-adenosylmethionine-dependent methyltransferase activity; tRNA methyltransferase activity. NCBI's taxonomy places the organism in Eukaryota, Fungi, Ascomycota, Saccharomycetes, Saccharomycetales, Saccharomycetaceae.